AUUUAAAAAAUAUAUUAAAUUUGGAGAACCCCAUUAGAGAUUAGAGAUUAAGAAAUCCCUAGUUAUCCGGAGUUCAUAUUUGUGCUGUCAAGCUCGCGAUUCAGGGAGCAUUUUGAGCGAGAGAGAGCGAGACACAGCGUCGAGACUGACUGAGGGAGACGAAGGUUCUCUGCCGGAGACCAGAGAGGGAGAGAGAAUGAACCACAGCCAGCAAGCGGGCGAGGGGAGACACGAUGACGAUACCGCCCUCUCGGAUUUUCUCACUUCGCUGAUGGACUAUACUCCUACGAUUCCCGAUGAAUUGGUCGAACAUUACCUUGCCAAAAGCGGGUUCCAGUGUCCCGACGUUCGAUUAAUUAGGCUGGUAGCUGUGGCUACGCAGAAGUUUAUUGCAGAGGUUGCCAACGAUGCCCUUCAGCAAUGCAAGGCAAGGCAGUCUGCAGUAAUUAAGGACAAAAGAGAGAAGCAGCAAAAGGAUAAGCGUCUUAUCUUAACCAUGGAGGAUCUUACCAAGGCACUGCAUGAGUAUGGAGUGAAUGUGAAACACCAGGAGUACUUUGCUGAUAGUCCUUCGAUUGGGAUGGAUCAUGCUUCAAGGGAUGAAUGAAGAGGAGUCUAAUCUGUAAGAGAGAGCCUUCACAGUAGAUAUAUGCUCGAGAUCAUUUAUAAUUUAUGUGGUUAUGAAAAUAUUACUACCACUAUUCCUUGAGGCUACACUUCUGCUGUCUUUUAACUGUGGAGCUUCUUAAUCCGUGUUACUUAUUGUGUACAUUUAUGCCAUGUUGUAAAAAAAAAAUAUGGGUCUUUGUUGCAACUUGGUAGCAGCAAAAUUCAUGUGUUCUUUCAGUUUGUUCCUUUUUGUCUUCUCGAUGGUAUUGAAUCGUAUCAAUAUAAUGAAUAAUGAUAUCUGAGAAUCA
Messenger RNA from Malania oleifera, 917 nucleotides. Its product is annotated as transcription initiation factor TFIID subunit 10. Gene Ontology annotation, cellular component: transcription factor TFIID complex; SAGA complex; nucleus. The record is from RefSeq and is a predicted model, not a curated record. Gene Ontology annotation, molecular function: RNA polymerase II general transcription initiation factor activity; promoter-specific chromatin binding. The coding region runs from base 197 to 607 and encodes 136 amino acids. Lineage: Eukaryota; Viridiplantae; Streptophyta; Magnoliopsida; Santalales; Ximeniaceae. The transcript has 6 exons. Gene Ontology annotation, biological process: transcription initiation at RNA polymerase II promoter.